UCUUCAUGUAUGUAUGUAUACAUUCAGAAGCAGCACAUAUCGAUCAGAAUCCCCAUAGCUCAAAGACAUCAAGAAUGGCCGAAGCUAGAGACUGGUUGGUAGCGAUUCGCCGCACAUUUACAAAAUUCUCGUGCAAAUCUGUCGCCGUUGUCAACCACAUUGACUUGAUCCAUGAUGUCACAUUAGAAGAAGAAGAAGAAGAAGAAGUCGCUCCUCCUGCUGUAACGGAAAAAAUAGCUUGUUACAAAGGUGAGAGAAAUUUGAAACGUAAGGGACUACUCGUGGCCAAUGAUGUUGCAGCAAUCAAGAUCCAAGCAUGCUUCAGGGGGCAUCUGGCUAGGCGUGCCUUGAGGGCUUUGAGGAGUCUGGUGAAGCUGCAGGCCUUGGUGCGUGGUGUUUGCGUGCGAAGGCAGGCGAAGAUCGCCAUCCACUGUAUGCAGGCCAUGGUUCGGUUGCAGGUCAGGGUUCGCGCAAGGCGGCUCCUAAGGACCUCAGGGGAAAUGGAGCUCUUGCAAUCUUAAUAACAAAACUGUAGUGUUAAUCCUCACUGGCAGCGAGCCAGGCGUCCGGAGAGUCGCAGGUUGACGGAGAUUCAGUCUAGCUCACCGUCAUCUAUUAGUAGUUAAUUAGUGCUCCACAGUAGCUUAUUAUUUAUUUUCAGUCUUUAGAGAUGUAUUACAUGUUGGAUGAUUAGUGCCUUAGUACUAUUUUCAGUUGACUCUUGUGUUUGGAGAUU
Asparagus officinalis (garden asparagus) is the source of this 736-nucleotide messenger RNA. Its product is annotated as protein IQ-DOMAIN 32. The record is from RefSeq and is a predicted model, not a curated record. Lineage: Eukaryota; Viridiplantae; Streptophyta; Magnoliopsida; Asparagales; Asparagaceae. The coding region runs from base 6 to 521 and encodes 171 amino acids. The transcript is spliced from 3 exons. Gene Ontology annotation, molecular function: protein binding.